This is a messenger RNA of Funneliformis mosseae, 1191 nucleotides long. Lineage: Eukaryota; Fungi; Glomeromycota; Glomeromycetes; Glomerales; Glomeraceae. The record is from the annotation of a GenBank genome assembly.
AUGUCAGAAAAGUUAACAGAGUUCACUGAGCAGUGUGAUGAAACACCAUCAAAUGAACAUGAGGAAGCAAUCAAUCGAAAAUUUUGUGGAAAAUCCGAAUGCAAAUUUUUAUUUACGUAUCUUCAACCGGAACAAGAAACGAAAGCUAAUAUGCAUUUUAGGUCAUUUGUAAAACUUGCAAAAGCUCUCAAUCGUACGAUGGUCUUGACCAAUGUCGGACAUUCUAGAAUUAAUGCAUGUCAAAAUUUCGCAUUUGGAUUCUAUUAUAAUGUUAAAGCUUUACGAAAGAUGUUUCCAGACGUAAAAUUUAUCACACAAAAAGAUUUUCAAUGUUGGUCGAAAAAGAGAAGAAUCAAACCUAACACGGAACACGUAAAAAUUUUACCUGGUGGAAAAAUUCAAUCUAUGAAAUUGGUUACACCUUAUCCCGAUUUACUUAAAACGAAAAGUUGCCUUAAUCGAUUCGGAUUUAAGAUGGAUGAUCAAACCGUUUUUAAACAAUUCUAUACUGGUCAAAAAAGUCUAGAAUCAAUUAAAAAACAAACAAAAUUCUCCGAAUUUCUUAUAAAUAAUCUCAAAACGGACGUCGAGAUAUUGUUAACAACACAUUUAGUAUAUUACCCAUUAUUUCCAAAUAUCUCAAAUCCCAUACCAUACAGUAAUCAUAACUUUGAAGAGGCCUCAAAGAUUAUUAAUAGAAUUAAACCAUAUGUGGCGAUUCAUUGGAGGAUGGAAAGGGCAAUACUUGAUAAAUUACCUGAAUGCGCCGAAGCGUUAGUUAAAAAGCUUCAGAAGAUUAAAGAAUCGCAAGGGAUUCAAAACGUUUAUCUUGCAACGGAUUAUCCAAUCACCGGAGGGACAACACAAUCUCAAACUUUUCAUCUUUUAACCGAAAAACAUCAUAAAGCUAUUAAUCUCUUAAAUUCAACAUUUAAUAUUCACACGUGGUCGUCUUCGAAAAUCUUUGCUAACUUAAGAAAUGAUGAAAUGAUUGAAAAAGAAUUUUCAGGUGCAGGAAUUCCGGGAAUUGUAGAUAAAUUGGUUUGUAUGGAUGCGGACUAUUUUUUGGCGACCCCUGAGGGAUGUGGAAGAGCCCAAAGCACAUACACGACAAUGAUCAUUAAUGAAAGAGAAAAAUCAAUAGAACUUGGCGUUAAACCACAAUUAAAAAAUAUCGUUGAAAGAUGGUGA